CCGGUUCACCCAUGCCAUCUUCCAGUUCUGUCACUCCCCCUGUCCAGGAUCCUGCCACGGUUUCUCAGCUCGUGCCAUCACCUACACUACUAGUACCCUUGCGAGCUUCUAAAAUGUCGAAAAUUGACAUCCCCACCUUCUCUGGCCCACUUGAACCAGCGGCCAUCAAUGCCUGGCUUGGCUGUUGUGAAGACUCUUACCUUGCAUGGUCUGCCCUCAAUGCAGGUCAAGUUAUGCCUCCACAACUUCGCAUUGUGCUUGCUGGGCUCAAGCUUGACGAACCUAGCACCAGCCUCUGGUGGAGCGAGAAUCAUGAUUCCAUCCUCCAACUGCGUGUUCACACAAUACCAAAUCUUGGGUAUGAGAACUUGAAGGUUGAUGCUCUCAUCAAUGUCAUGGCAACAACUUGGUCUAGUCUUGUCGUGGAAGGCCUGACAAAGUCAUUGCCCACUAGACCAAUGUCUACUGCUCCCUCUACAUCAACCAUGCCUAGACAGAAGCCUGCAUACCCUCUUCCUGAUCUCAGCUAUGCAGAGCAUGAAGCAUUGCAUUCAGCCGGUGACCAAAGACGCGGAAUUCCCCCACGUGCCCCUCGUCAGGUGACAACUGUGGCAGCAGUCACUAUCCCUGAAGGCUACAAGGAAGUCUUCUUGACACACGGCAACCCCAGUGUCACAGAUUUCUCUGAUCCUAAUGCUGGUCUCGUCGCCACUCUUAUACCCUGUGAUGUUGUCAUGCCAUCAUGCAUUCUCGAAGGUGACUCCAACAGUGAUAAUUCGGAGGAAGAUGAUUAUGGUUAUGUCUGGGAGGGUACACCUCUUUCCCUUAGCUUGUACCUUACCAUUGUCAUCGUCGUCUCGCAAUCCAGAAUGUGGUUCUGUUUUGUUUUCUCAGCCAGCUACAAAGGAGGACAGGCUAAAGAAUUGUGCACCACUUUAGAUAGGUUGACAGGUGGUUCAACAAUUGUCCUGCAUCAUCCUGGUACUACAUCUCCAACCUUGGACAUCUCUCCUGAAAACCUCAAGGCUGAAGUUUAUAUCAAUCCCAAAGUGCUCUUGGACCAUCACGAGCUUCACUCGGUCAUCGCUCAAAUUUCUCAACUCUUUAUCACUGACUAUGCAAUGCCUUUGGCCCGAGCCUUUGCAAAAAAUUGGAUUCAGAAUAAUUGGAAUGGCAGUGGCUCUCAAAUGCCUUUGAAAGGCAAGACAACAUCGAAAGGCAAAGGGCGAGCCAAUCCAACUCAGAUCCAACAUACUCGGGAGGGUAUCAGCACGAGUCAUCUGGUCCGCAAAGAGGAGCCGAGUUGGAGGACUGCCGUACUAGCAGCGAGUGUACAUCAGCCAAUGACCCUUACUGUUCUCAAUGAGUCCUCGAGCAGUGACCAGUAUGAGAGACCUCACCCUCCGUCAAACAGUGAUGAUAGACGUUACCCUCCAUCAAACAGCAAUGAUAGAUGUUACCCUCCUGCAACUCCUAUGAAGGGCAAAAGUGUAUCCUCUGAAUUGUCUCCGCCUACACCCAUGUUGAUCACUGCUAGGUCCACCUUUGAAUUACAGCAUUAUAAUGCACCAACACUUCUUCCUUUUGGGACUGAAAUGGAGGAAGUCCUAGAAGAGCUAGGCUACCCGGAUCAUUUUCAUCAGGUCUGCAUAUCAAUCGGCAAAGAUUACCUUCCGAAGCAGUGGAUUAUGAAAUUGUGGGAGCUCACUGAGAUCUUGGAGGAGCAUGCAGAGGCCAUCGGGAAUGCUAUGUUGACUGAUUCUCAGCCUGUCACCUCAUUCGCCGUCAGAAUUACUGUGAUGGUGCUCCCAGUAACUGCUUGCUCACACAAUCCUCGCUGGUUGGUUCCUCAAACACGUGCCCCAUAUAUCAAAGUAUUGAAAGAAGCCACAGAGUUGGCAUCGAAGUUCAAACAACCUCGAUGCCGCUACCUUGAGCGGUUGUCACUUGGUUCUGUUAUCCACCGCCACAAACACAACAAGACAAGUGCCUGGCAUGCCUAUAUGCACUUCAAAGGCAUCCAGAACAAUACCAACAAAAGUUUCAGUGAGAAGUCAAACAUCGCCGAUGUUGUCAAGGAAAAAACCGAGUACCACCGCCUUACUGCUGAGGAGAAGGAACAGCUUAUAAUUGACUUUGAUAAAGUCAAGAAGAGUUCUCAGGAUUGCCCUCCAAAUAUCACUGCUAAAUCACGUGCUGCUGAAUGUUCCCGGAGUUUUCAGUUGGUGAGAGAAGAGCUUGAAGCUCUCAAGGAAUGUGUUGGUGCUGAAGCCUUCAUCGUUAUGGUUCAUGGUGUUUCCGACUUCACCAUAGUGCCGAAGGCAUUCUUCACAAGCCCUGCAGCUGAACACUUUGUUCAUUUAUAUCUAUGUAAGGACAUCACGCAAAUGGCAACCAACUUCGAGAGCACUAUACUGGCCAAUGGCCCCAUUAUGAGCAAAGUGAUGAAUAAUCCCUCUGCAGUAAUGGAAUUCAGUUAUAAUGAUCUUGUCCAAUGCUACCACGUUAAGCUUGUAGGGUGGAACCACCCCUACUGGGCCAAUCCCUCUGACAUGAAAGGUGGCAUCAAGAGCCUUGAGAACGUGGUCCUUGCGAUUCAGGCCAAUACCUGUAAGUUUGUAACAAUAACACCACAGGAAGCCAAAGAGCGGAUGCAUUGUAUCAAUGAUGGAGAGAUUCUUACUCCUGACCUCAAGCCCUCGAUGCCACCCGACUUGCUGACUCCCAAUUCGACACACCUGGCCAACAUUCAUGUGGCUUUGUCAGAGCCUUAUGUGCACCCCUCCUCAUUCACAGAUGAAAUGGUGGAUCUUGAUCUUCAUGCGCUUGAUCACGCCACUUCUGAAAAUGGACCUCUCAUGGUACAGUUACCUCCCACUCCACCCAUGCCUACUCCUCCUCUUCCAAUGGCUUGUGAAGCAGAUGUUCUUGUCACAGCGACCAACCACAGUAAGAGAACCACAGAUGCUCUGCCUACCGGCACUUCGUGUUUGAAACACACUAGGAAACUCAUGGAGAAAGGCCAAUCUGAAUUAGAGUCAAGGAACCAUGCAUGGUGUGGGCCAACAAAGAAGGGGACUCAGCGUUCAAAAAAGAGUAAUGCACAUGUUGAAUCCGACCACGAAAACACCUAG
This is a messenger RNA of Suillus paluster, 3134 nucleotides long. RefSeq lists its product as uncharacterized. NCBI's taxonomy places the organism in Eukaryota, Fungi, Basidiomycota, Agaricomycetes, Boletales, Suillaceae. The transcript is spliced from 15 exons. The record is from RefSeq and is a predicted model, not a curated record. The coding region runs from base 12 to 3134 and encodes 1040 amino acids.